Molecule: messenger RNA, 456 nt
Organism: Blastomyces gilchristii SLH14081
Lineage: Eukaryota; Fungi; Ascomycota; Eurotiomycetes; Onygenales; Ajellomycetaceae
Exons: 2
Coding region: 1-456 (151 amino acids)
Source: RefSeq, a predicted model, not a curated record
AUGUCUAGAUAUGAUACACUGAAGACAGACCGCGGAGGUUGCACUUCAGAAGUGGCUGUUGAUUAUGUGCUUGAUAUUAUCGCCGAGGUAUCUUUUUGUAUUUUUCUGCCGGGGAUGGGCCAGAUUAGGAAGGGCGGUACGAGGGUGGGACUUGGCGUUGGUGUUUUGGAACAUCAAAGGUGGGCAGGGUUUUCGCGGAGGUCGCUCCUCAGAUAUCUCCACAACUACAGAUCAGGGAUCUUCCAAAAUCGAGAAGAUUGGUGCAUAUGGCUAGGUCUCUUCACCUUACAAUUUGUAUGGCAAUUUGGCCCGGGGUUGUGGUGUGGUAGGGGGGAAUGGGGGAUAGUCCCACACAGGAGUUUCGAACGACGUCUGGUUCAUGUUUGGCUGGAUAACUCCACCACCACACGGGAACUCUUAAACACAAGUAUAGAUAUGAUAUCACAGUGGCUCUAA